Messenger RNA from Erythranthe guttata (spotted monkey flower), 1846 nucleotides. RefSeq names its product AAA-type ATPase family protein / ankyrin repeat family protein. Lineage: Eukaryota; Viridiplantae; Streptophyta; Magnoliopsida; Lamiales; Phrymaceae. Gene Ontology annotation, molecular function: protein binding; ATP binding; ATP hydrolysis activity. The record is from RefSeq and is a predicted model, not a curated record.
UCAUCAAAACCGUCUGAACCCCUUCUCUCUCUCAAUUUUCUCUCUCUAUUUCUCUCCCUCUCUCAGAGUUUCCUCGAAUUUCUAUUUCGUCCGAUUUGUUUCUCCUCCGAGGCAGCAGCAUUCUUUCAAUUUAUAAACACAAGGCAGAUUAAUAAAAAAAAAAGAGAAUAAAAUGCAAAAGGUGAAGGAUCAGCGGCCUAGAUCUUCAAAACCGACGACAAUCCAUGGCUUUGCGCAGUCUGGGGAUUUAAAUUCCUUCCAGAAGUUGCUCCGCGACAACCCAUCUCUUCUCAAUGACCGGAACCCUGUUAUGGCACAAACACCUCUCCAUGUUUCUGCUGGUUACAAUAGCAUUGAGAUUGUAAAAUUUCUUCUUGAUUGGAGAGGGCCUGAAAAGUUGGAACUGGAGAUCAAGAACAUGUACGGAGAAACGCCAUUGCAUAUGGCAGCUAAGAAUGGAUGUAAUGAAGCUGCAAAGUUGCUUCUAACUAAUGGUGCUUUUGUUGAGGCCAAAGCAAAUAAUGGGAUGACUCCUUUACACCUUGCUGUAUGGCACUCACUCCGAGCUGGAGACUGCUCAACUGUCAAUACGCUGCUAGAAUAUAAUGCUGAUUGCAGUGCUGAAGACAAUGAGGGAAUGACUCCUUUAAAUCAUCUGUCACAAGGGCCAGGUAAUGAAAAAUUGAGGGAACUUCUGCAAUGGCAUUUUGACGAGCAGAGAAAAAGGAGAGCAAUUGAAGCAUGCAGUGAGACAAAAGCGAAAAUGAAUGCACUUGAGAAUGAAUUGUCAAAUAUAGUUGGUUUGAAUGCACUUAAAUUGCAACUUAGGAAGUGGGCAAAGGGUAUGCUCUUGGAUGAGAGGCGUCGUUCCCUUGGACUUAAAGUCGGACCCAGAAGACCACCUCAUAUGGCCUUUCUUGGAAAUCCUGGAACAGGGAAGACUAUGGUAGCUAGAGUCCUUGGGAAACUACUCCACAUGGUGGGAGUACUUCCAACUGAAAAGGUUACAGAGGUGCAAAGAACAGAUUUGGUUGGAGAAUUUGUCGGUCACACUGGCCCCAAGACAAGAAGAAAGAUACAAGAAGCGGAAGGGGGCAUUCUGUUUGUAGACGAAGCGUAUCGCUUAAUACCUAUGCAGAAAUCAGACGAUAAAGAUUAUGGAUUAGAAGCACUAGAGGAGAUCAUGUCUGUGAUGGACAGUGGAAAAGUAGUUGUGAUAUUUGCUGGCUACAGCGAACCGAUGAAGCGUGUUAUAUCUUCUAACGAGGGCUUUUGCAGACGUGUCACUAAGUUUUUCAACUUCGAUGACUUCAGUUGUGAAGAUCUUGCAAAUAUUCUUCAUCUCAAAAUGUCUAAUCAGUGUGAAGAUAGUCUACUCUAUGGGUUUAAAUUGCACCACCCUUCAUGCAGUUUAGAGGCUGUUGCGAAACUGAUAGAACGAGAAACCACUGAAAAACAGCGCAAGGAGAUGAAUGGAGGUUUAGUAUAUCCAAUGCUAGUAAAUGCCAGAGAGAAUUUGGAUUUGAGGAUCGAUCUUGAUUGCAUUGACUCGGAUUCUUUACUUACAAUCACAUUACAAGAUUUAGAAGCUGGGCUUCAGUUACUCACACAUUGAGUGAGUUCUUAAAGAUUUUGUGUAGCAGAUAAAAGAAGAAGAAGAAGACGGUGAGAUUAUAUUGUAUGUCAAUUUAUAUUUAUAGUUCAUGGGUUCCCCCAUGUAUUCAAUUUAUAUUGUAUGUUACUGAGCCAUAACAUUUUAGUGGAACGAACUGAUUUGUUGUUUUGUACGGAACAUCAAGUAUCUUAGUCACGAAUUUAUUUAGGCUUGAUUUGUUGGAUAAAAGAA